CCUCACAGACAGGAAGUCAGAUCAACACUCACCACAGACCAGGCAGCAGAGCACACACACAUUUGGGACACUUCUGGAGACACGGUCGCAGAACCACUGGCCGAUGCUCCCACACUCUGGAACGGGCGUCCUCACAAACAGAGCAGUGAAAACUGCACACACACACACACACACCAGAUCCAAAAUGCUCAGCGUUCAGGAGCGCAAGCCCAAGAGGCCUCACUACAUCCCACGGCCCCCAGGCAAGCCCUACAAGUACCAGUGUUUCCAGUGCCCGUUCACCUGCAACGAGAAGUCUCACCUGUUCAACCACAUGAAGUACAACCUCUGUAAGAAUUCUAUAUCACUGGUGUCUCAGAAAGGAGGCCACGCAGGGAGGCAGACCAAGACCCCUGGCCCUGCCAACCACAAACUGGCAUCUUUAACCCUGAAAGACAAAUCAGGGCCACUUCCUGUGGAGCGGCUCAUGACCCCUGAGGGUCACAGAGGAGUGGAGAACAUGAGUGAAGAGAAGGAGGAGGAGAAGGAGGAGAGAGAGGAGGAGAAGGAGGAGAGAGAGAAGGAGGAGAGAGAGGAGAAGAAGGAGAGAGAGGAGGCGUGUGGGAGUCCAGUCAGGAAAGACAUUCAGAUCAAAUCAGACACAAAGGAACUCAAAGAGGCCAAGGCUGUGCCACGCCAGUCAGCCUUCUCCCAAGUCACACCCAAUCGGGAGAACCCAGAGGUCGCGCUAAAGUCAUCCCACAACCAAUCAGGGGAGCCGUCUCUGACUCCGCCCAUGCCAUCAUUCCAUAACCCCACCUUCGCCUGGGGCCCAAUGGCAGCAGCCUCCAUGCCGCUGAAGCCCCUCCCACCUCACAUAAUACCUGAGUACCCUCCCUACCCGUUUCCUGAUCGCCACCCGGCCCUCCACCCCCUCUACCAGCCCUACUUCAUCCCAGGGACGCAUCACCUUUCUGGGCCAAACUCACAGACCUACCGGCCUAGCUUCCUGGAGACCCCACAAAGACCUGUGAUACACAUGAACCCAUCUCUCAUCCCUCCAUACCCCUACAGAUACGGUCUCCCCCUGCCCUAUGGCCUGUACCGACCCGCGGACCACCACCACCCACACCCCAUCCCUCUCCCAGGCUCCAGGUACUUUCCUCUGGAUGUGUACGACCCAAGACCAGGCCCCGGCCUGGGACCUAGGGACUAUGACUUUUACCUCCACCCCAGGCUCCAUGGUGAACCCCACAGCAGACCCACGGAGGAAGGGACCAGCCAGGUGGAGCAGAGCAGAGACAAGCCCACCAGACUGAGCCCCAUGGAGGGGUGUUCUGCCUUGGGCUCCCCUGACAGACCCAGCCCUCCCCACCCCUUCACCCAGAGAGACACUACGGAGGGUUCCAGAUGUACCGUCCUGGGGGAACUACAGCCUGUCAACCAAUCAGGAGGACCAGAGCCAGCCUCUCAGCCAAUCAGAGUAGAGCCGAGCAAAGAGGACGCACCACAGAGCUUGAUGACGCACAUGGAAAGAGGGUCGGAAGCCAACAGCGCAGAGCACUCCACCUCUGACGAAAGCAACGACUCCUCAGCUGAUCGAGAUGGUGAAGAUGAUGAUGAAGAUGAUGAAGAUGAUGAUGAGAAAGAUUUGAUGCCCCUGAACCUCUCCAAAAAGGACCAGGAGUCAGACCUCUUCACCAGCAGGGGGAGCUGUCCUGAAACAAGGCACCCGGAGGAGGACCUGCCACUGAACCUGAGCCUUAGGGCCACACCAGGCAGUCCAGAUCACUGCUCCAAAAUGGCCACCUCAGGGAGGGAGUUUGUUAGGGUCCAACCAGGCAACCCAGACCACUGCUCCAAAAUGGCCACCUUAAUCGCAGUGGAUCUCAGUCAACAGGGCUCCAGCCCAGCUCCCACCCAAACAGACAAGGAGCCCAGUGACCAACAGAGACAGACUGCAGCCCUGGCUCUCUGCCAGCUGGCUAGCUCCUCCUCUUCCUCCAGCCUCAGCUCUAUGGCAACAGACAGCCCGUCAGUACGCCCAACAGGCUGCCCCUGUCUCCCAACAACCACAGCCCUCGCCAGAGAGGUGGAACACACAACCACAGCCCUCGCCAGAGUGGUGAAACACACAACCACAGGCCUCCCCAGAGAGGUGAAACACACAACCACAGGCCUCCCCAGAGAGGUGGAACACACAGCCCUCCCCAGAGAGGUGAAACACACAACCACAGCCCUCCCCAGAGAGGUGAAACACACAACCACAGGCCUCCCCAGAGAGGUGAAACACACAACCACAGCCCUCCCCAGAGAGGUGGAACACACAACCACAGGCCUCCCCAGAGAGGUGGAACACACAACCACAGGCCUCCCCAGAGAGGUGAAACACACAACCACAGCCCUCCCCAGAGAGGUGAAACACACAACCACAGCCCUCCCCAGAGAGGUGAAACACACAACCACAGCCCUCCCCAGAGAGGUGAAACACACAACCACAGGCCUCCCCAGAGAGGUGAAACACACAACCACAGGCCUCUCCAAGGAGGUCAAACAGGAACACACAGCCGAGGGCCAGACGGACCAGUCUAGUACCCCAGUUAGGGGGGUGAAGAGAGCUGCCAGGGGAGAGAGCCAGCUCCCAGCCAGGAAAAACACCAGGCUUACAGCCCCUCACAAACAGAGACAGACUAAGAGGCUGGUGAAGGAGACAGGAGGAGGGAGAGCACUGAGGAGGAGACCUCUCUGCUGCUGAACACCAAGUGACAGUUGAACCAAUACCCAGAUAACAGGAAGUCCACAGUGGCUCAAAACCCUCACGGCCUCUAGUCUAGGACCAGGAUGUAAAGGAGUAAAGUGGAGCUGUACAGUUGAACCUCCACGGACACGCCCCUGUCUGUCUAUAGGACGAUCAAAUGUUUACCAAGCACUAAAAGCAAGACUGGUGCUUUAAAACCAAC
This is a messenger RNA of Oncorhynchus gorbuscha (pink salmon), 2939 nucleotides long. RefSeq names its product zinc finger protein 750 (gene znf750). Gene Ontology annotation, molecular function: promoter-specific chromatin binding; DNA-binding transcription activator activity, RNA polymerase II-specific; RNA polymerase II cis-regulatory region sequence-specific DNA binding. Lineage: Eukaryota; Metazoa; Chordata; Actinopteri; Salmoniformes; Salmonidae. The record is from RefSeq and is a predicted model, not a curated record. Gene Ontology annotation, cellular component: nucleus. Gene Ontology annotation, biological process: epidermis development; positive regulation of transcription by RNA polymerase II. Bases 104 to 2734 code for a protein of 876 amino acids. The transcript has 4 exons.